AUGUCAACAUAUUCAACAGCCUCAAAGUCUCCAUCUGCCACGAGCAGCAAUAUGGGAACUAAGUCGACAACAUCAAGUACGGUGCCAAUAAUGAAGUUGCAGAACGUCAAAAGAAAGCAAGCUCGCUACAAUUUCAGAGAUUUCCAGAACUUUAUGAAGAAUUUGGCUGAAUACGCUCCUGAAUAUGGCGACUAUGACAAGGCAAUCCAGGAACGAGAUGAAGCUCGCCAGGAGCUAGAGGUCAAGAAAAAAGAGCUCACCAAAAAAGAAAGAGAGAUCCACUAUCUCAACAGAGCAAAGAAUGACGAUCGAAACGAUUUUAUAACCAGAAACAAGGAAUUGGAGACAGAAAAGGCAAACGCGGAGCGAAAAGCCGAAGAGGAGCGGGUACAGAUGCUCAAAAGCCACGAGUCCAGCUCCGCCAAAAGUCGUGCCGAGCUGAACAAAUACAAGUCUCUAGCAAAUCGUGCAGGGGAAGAGGCUCAAUUUAUCAAGAAAAAGAUGGACGUCGUUUAUCAGGAGCUGAUACAGUGGGAAAAGCACGUGUCUGUUCUCCGGCCACUUAAAGGGAAACAUGAUGCGUGGGAUAAUGGUGUUCGACGCCUUAACCUACCUUUUGGAUUUUCCCCGGACAACACAGAAUCGGCAAAGAAAGCGCGGGUAGCAGUCGCUAUGCAUGUAUUCUCAUCUGAGCUCGUGGGCAGCAUUUUCAAAUCGUGCUACGUUCCCAAGUCCGAGGAGCAAAACAGAUUUUUGCAAGGAAUUGUGGACAAGCAUCUCUCCUCAAAUCCAAGGUCCGGAAAACUACUCCAUGCUUUGCUUCUUUCAACGUAUUCGUCAGCAGAACUCAGCAACACCCUUCGCCUGCGGACGUUGACUGCAAAAAAUAAUGUCGUCGAAAAGCUAGGCUUCAUAUGCGAGGAUGGCGGCGUCAAAUUCGGCAGCGUGAUUGAGAGCUUGUGCACAGAGGCCGCAAAGCUAUGGGAGGACAUUCAGUAUUCUGGUCACGAAAUCGAAAUUGUCGACAUCUACGAGGAAGAUUGGCAGUGGGACGAGCUGAUUGAAUUCGGAGAAUUCCCCAAACAUGCACCGCCGCAGGCGCCGGUGAUGCUUUUCCCGGGUUUCUCUGCCCCAACAGGGGCCCGUACAGAGUUGUACAAGGGCUAUGUUCUAUGGGCGGAUCAACAACAUAUCGUGAAUGCCGACUCGGAAUGGAUAAAUUUCAAGAAGAUGAUGAAGCACGGGAGGAUUCGUCGACCGCAGAAUCCAAGGCCUAGACGAUGUUCCAUAAAAACCGAAAGUCCUGGAUAUUCCCCUUCCUCUCCGGUUGCUAGCCCAAAGGAAUAUAGGGCACAACAAGCUUACAUGGACAGCAAGGGUCCUGUUGUCCAUGACAUGGUGUCGAAAAUUCAGGGGUCAAGUCAGGAAGGAACGUCAGCUAGCGUUUUGAUGGUUUAG
Molecule: messenger RNA, 1458 nt
Organism: Rhinocladiella mackenziei CBS 650.93
Lineage: Eukaryota; Fungi; Ascomycota; Eurotiomycetes; Chaetothyriales; Herpotrichiellaceae
Exons: 2
Coding region: 1-1458 (485 amino acids)
Source: RefSeq, a predicted model, not a curated record